CUAAAUAAAAUGUGGCAAAUAUGAAUGAAAAUUUGAGAAAAUCCACAAUAAUCAAUAUUACGUUUUGACCGUGUCUUGAUUCAUUUCUGAGCUAAUCAGUGGUAUGGGUGGAAAAUCAGUGAGUAAAGAGAGAGAGAGAGAGAGAGAGAGAGAGAGAGAGAGAGAGAGAGAGAGAUCAAUGUUUUCACUUGGACAACGUGCGAACAACGCAUGCAUGCAGACCAAACGCUAAAGGAGCACGAUUUAAUUCUAGGAAGACGCUUGUUGAAGACAGCAAAGAUGAUUGCCACUACUCAACAGAACAUGACCACGGACCUGGACAUGCAUGCUUCUACUGGUCCACCACGGAAUUGGAAGGGCAUUGCGAUCGCCAUGGUGGUGAUUGUGGGUGUCCUAUCGCUGGUCAUCCUCUCAGUCAUCAUGCUCACACCUGAUGAGUCUCAUCUAUUACUGCAAUCCCGUUUCACCAUGGAGGAUCUGGCGAACGAGAAGUAUACAGUUCACAACCCCUGUGUGACCUGGCUGAAUGAGAAUGAGGUUGCUCUCAGAACCAGAGAGGGCCAUAUCCUGUCCUACAGCCUCCACUCCAACCUCACAGCUACCCUGCUGGACAACAGCUCCCUGGACCUGACGACCACAAAGUUUCAUGUGUCUGCAGACAAGAGGUUUGUCCUGUUGGCAUACAACAUUCAGCCAGUUUUCUCUCAGUCCUUUACAGCAUCCUAUGCCAUCUACAAUGUGGCUAAUGGGGAUCUGCUGGAGCUUAACUCUCCAGCGGGGGAGAAGGCAGGGAUACAGUACGCAGCCUGGGGACCGCAAGGGAACCAGCUGGCCUAUGUGUUUGAAGGAGAUAUCUACUACCAGCCAGCCAUGACCAGUAAGCCCCUACGCCUCACAUCCACAGGCAGAGAGGGGCUGGUGGUCAAUGGUCUAUCCGACUGGAUGUAUGAGGAGGAAGUGCUCCUGACUUACUCUGCCCACUGGUGGUCCAAAGAUGGCGCUCGCUUGGCAUACUUCACCAUCAACAACUCUGCCACACCCUUAAUGGAGAUACCUUACUUCCUGGGUGGAGUCUAUCCCUCCAAUGUUUUCUUUCCUUACCCGAAGGCUGGCUCCACUAUCCCCACAGUCAGCCUGUUCGUGGUGAAUCUCUAUGGUCCAGCUCACACUCUAGAGAUGAUCCCUCCAGACUCUCUCAGGGCCAGAGACAGUUACAUCUCCAUGGUGAAGUGGAUCAGCAGCACUCGUCUGGUGGUGCGUUGGUUGAACCGGGCCCAGAACCAAUCAGAGCUCUGUGUGUGUGAGGCUACCACAGGGGCAUGUUCAGAGAAACACACUAUGGUCAUGGACUUAAUGCAAAACCAACGACAGGAGGUGCCAUUGUUUUCAUCCGAUGGCUCUUGGUUUUAUUUGACACUGCCAGCCAAGCAGGGUGCCCGAGGGGAGUUCCGCCACAUUGCCAGUCUCCCUGCGCAGCCUGCCAUCCCCUCUGUCCCUCCUCGCUUUCUGACGUCCGGGAACUGGGAUGUCACUGUGCUGUGUGCCCUGGACGAGGACAAUGGGAAAAUCUACUUCCUCAGCACAGAAGAAUCCAGACAGAGCAGACAUCUGUACAGUGUGGACCUCGAAGGGAUCUUUCAACGCCAGUGUCUGACCUGCUACCUUCUAGAUGGUUGCAGCUUUUUCAAAGCAGAGUUCAGCCCCAAUCAGACAUAUUUCACACUUUAUUGUCUUGGCCCCGGAGUCCCCAAGGUGACAGUUCACAGCACUAAGGACCCCUCCACAUACAUAGUUCUGGAGGACAACACACCUCUCUCUGAGGCCCUAUAUGGGAAGAGACUCCCAGAGACUGUCUUCAAGACCCUCACAGCAGACACCCACGAUCUGCACCUGAAGCUGUCUAUGCCCCAGAGGUAUGAGGCCAAGCUGCUCCCUCUCCUCAUCAUUGUGGAUGGAGUUCCAGGCAGUCAGUCGGUGACGGAGGAGUUUGCUAUGGGAUGGCCUGAGGUGCUCGCUAGUACUCAUGACGUGGCCUUAGCCUGGGUGGAUGGAAGGAGUGGCGUCGGCUGGGGGCAGAAGAUCAGCAGUGUGGAUCCCCGCAAGCUCAGCUCCCUCAGAGUCAAAGAUCAACUAGGAGUCGUGGAGUGGUUGAUGCAAUUGCCUUACAUUGAUGAUCGGCGGAUUGCCCUGUAUGGCAAGGCAUUUGGUGGUUAUUUAUCCCUCAAGAUGCUAGCUGCAUCUGACCAGCUGUUUAAAUGUGCAGUCGCUGUUGCUCCCAUAACAGACUUCAAACUCUACAAUGCUGCCUUUUCAGAGAGGUAUCUAGGUCCCCCAGCUACGGAGGAGCACACAUACUUGACGGCCUCUGUAUUGGAAGAUGUUCACAAGCUUAAAGAUGAGAACUUCCUCUUACUACAUGGGACUGCAGACGCACGGGUUCACUUCCAGCACAGUGCGGAGCUCCUGAGCCGUCUGGUGAAGGUAGAGGCCAACUACUCCUUGCAGCUGUACCCAGACGAGGGCCACACCCUGAGAGAGCAGCGUAGCAUCCAGCAUUUUCAACAGACCCUGGUGCACUACCUCCAGACCUGCCUGAGACAUAACCCCCUCCUGGUCUCCAUAGAGGAGCCAGAUGAGGAUGAGGAGGACGACUAAGUACUCCCACCUCUGGUACUGAAGAGACAUACUGAGAAGUGAGGACUACUCUCCUAUGCAUUACCCCAGGUCAGACUACUACUAGACACUAGUCUCUUCCCACAGCAAGAACACCGGAGUGGCGAUGGACCAAGAAUAUCAGAUCACAGCUGAGCCUACUGUACCACUUAUGAGUAACUUUGGGAAUAUAGCAUUUAUUUUGUUUGUGCUGUUUGAAUUGAGUCUGCGCUGAUUGUUUACAUUGUGUUGAUCCAUUAUCAAAGAAGUGACCGUGGCCAGGUCUUAAUGUUGAUUCUACAUAAUGUUUACAAAAUAGUCUAAACAUGCAUGUCGUAAUGGCUGCAUGAAGUAAAGUGGUUUACUAUUCUUUUAUGUUUUGUUAUCCUGCAGAUCCUAAUUUGGUUCAAAUCAGCCUGUUAUGCUGUUAUGUAAUGCAUAUACAGAAGGGGCCUACUGUCACUCUAAAUGUGCCAAAUACAUUAUAUGUUUACAAGCCUAUUCAUUCACCAUGCAAACUCUGAGAUGUAUCCAAUCUUGCAGAUGUCAUAGACUUUGUAUUUCCCAUGCUUUUUGCACGAUUCUUUUCAACAGUUGUAUUUGGUAACUUUGGAUGGAUACAAUCAGAAUGAGCAAACCCAACAAAAUAUAAAAGCACAUUUCUUGGACAUCUAUUUCAGAAGUGAGUUAUGUUUUUCUUUAUUUAAUUUGAUAGUCAUGUAUACUUUGUUGUUCAUUGUAUUGUGUACUGCAACACCUCCCAAUCAAAGCCAUGGAACAUCCAUGGUGCACUGCAUGUAGUCUGUUUGCAAUUGAAUGCCCGACUUGAAAUGUUUCCUUUUUGUUUGUUUGACUAAACCCUUACAAUAAAGAAUCAAGUCCUUGUU
Oncorhynchus keta (chum salmon) is the source of this 3539-nucleotide messenger RNA. RefSeq names its product inactive dipeptidyl peptidase 10-like. The transcript is spliced from 25 exons. The coding region runs from base 211 to 2655 and encodes 814 amino acids. Gene Ontology annotation, molecular function: serine-type peptidase activity; dipeptidyl-peptidase activity. The record is from RefSeq and is a predicted model, not a curated record. Gene Ontology annotation, biological process: proteolysis. NCBI's taxonomy places the organism in Eukaryota, Metazoa, Chordata, Actinopteri, Salmoniformes, Salmonidae.